Molecule: messenger RNA, 769 nt
Organism: Achroia grisella
Lineage: Eukaryota; Metazoa; Arthropoda; Insecta; Lepidoptera; Pyralidae
Gene: twr
Product: signal peptidase complex catalytic subunit SEC11A
Exons: 4
Coding region: 98-634 (178 amino acids)
Cellular component (GO): membrane; signal peptidase complex
Molecular function (GO): serine-type endopeptidase activity
Source: RefSeq, a predicted model, not a curated record
AAUUUGUCCGUCUGAAAACGUUUUUCCACAUUAAGCAAUACGGUUAACUAUUAAUUUAAUAUUUUAUUAUUCCUGAGAAACACAUUAAAAAAUAAAGAUGUUGGACAGUUUAUUUGAUGAUGUGAAGCGCAUGAACAAAAGACAGUUUAUCUACCAAGUUUUAAGUUUUGGUAUGAUAGUGUCGUCAGCAUUGAUGAUAUGGAAGGGUCUAAUGGUGGUAACUGGCAGUGAAAGUCCGAUAGUUGUUGUACUAUCUGGUAGUAUGGAACCAGCUUUUCACAGAGGCGAUCUAUUGUUUUUGACCAAUUACCCGGAGGAACCCGUACGUGUCGGUGAAAUUGUAGUCUUUAAAGUAGAGGGACGAGAUAUCCCGAUAGUCCACAGAGUUUUAAAACUUCAUGAAAAAAACAAUGGGACAGUAAAAUUUCUUACCAAAGGUGAUAACAAUAGUGUUGAUGAUCGAGGUUUAUAUGCACAAGGACAAUUAUGGUUGACAAAGAAGGAUGUAGUAGGUCGUGCACGAGGCUUUUUACCUUAUGUAGGAAUGGUCACAAUUUACAUGAAUGAAUAUCCAAAGUUUAAGUUUGCAGUAUUAGCAUGUCUAGCAAUAUAUGUGUUAGUGCACAGGGAGUGACAUUAUUAUCUGAUCUGAUGUGUUGUUGGAGACGAAGACAGACUGUGGGAGAAUCACAUGGGUUCAGUGAAUGUGAUUUAAUUUUAUGAUUAAAUGAGGUUUCUCUAGUGUAUAAUAUAUUUGUUUUAUGUCUCA